UUAGAUCCAGUAGUUACUUUUCCAAAUUGGAUCAAAACAAAAACAAUGAACUCAUCGUCAUCAUCAACAACAGGAGACACGACCAAGGUACCACCAAUAAAGUCAUCGUCGUCGAUUGCAGAUUCAUUGUGGGGAUGCGGAAUUUCGAGUGGUAUUCAUGUGAAAAAGGAAGAGCUUAAGCAAAAGCUAACAAUACCACAAUACCUACGCUUUUCAAUGCAAGAUUCCAUCAAGUUUAGGGACCCCACCGCUGGCCAAAGUCAUUACAUUCAAAACAAAGACAACGACAAUGUGGUGGCGCCAUCCACACCUUUGGUUGUUUUCAUUAACCCUCGUAGUGGUGGUCGUUGCGGCCCUAUUCUCAAGGAAAGGCUUCAACAUCUUAUGAGUGAAGAACAGGUUUUAGACAUGUUAGAUGUGAAGCCUCAUGAGUUUAUUCAGUUUGGGUUAGGCUGCCUAGAGAUGUUGGCUGGUCUUGGUGAUUCUUGUGCUAAAGAAACACGUGAAAGAAUAAGGAUUGUGGUAGCCGGAGGUGAUGGUUCAGUUGGAUGGGUAUUAGGAUGUCUCACAGAACUUCAUGAACGAGGUUACGAGUCAGUUCCUCCAGUAGGGAUAAUACCACUUGGUACAGGCAAUGACCUAUCUAGGAGUUUUGGUUGGGGUGGUUCGUUUCCUUUGACAUGGAAACCAGCUAUUAAGAGAACUCUUUACAAGGCUAGUAUUGGUCCAAUUUGUCAUUUGGAUAGUUGGCGAUUUUCACUUUCAAUGCCAGAAGGCACAAUAAUAGAAUCACCACAUUCUUUGAAGCAAACUAUAGAGUUCACACUUGAUGAGGGCUUAGAAGUUGAAGGAGACUUGCCUAAGAAUGUCAUAUGUUAUGAAGGCGUGUUCUACAAUUACUUCAGUAUAGGAAUGGAUGCCCAAGUAGCUUAUGGUUUUCAUCAUUUACGUAAUGAAAAACCUUACCUUGCCCAAGGUCCAAUUGCUAAUAAGAUUUUAUACUCAGGUUAUUCCUGUACUCAAGGAUGGUUCUUCACGCCUUGCACUAGUGAACCAAGUUAUAGGGGCCUUAAGAAUAUUUUGCGGAUGCAUGUCAAAAAGUUCAAUUGUACAGAAUGGGAACACGUUCCAGUUCCUACAAGUGUAAGAGCAAUAGUUGCUUUGAAUCUUCAUAGUUAUGGAAGUGGUAGAAAUCCAUGGGGUAAUCUAACUCCCGAAUAUUUAGAAAAGAAAGGCUUCGUUGAAGCAAAGGUUGAUGAUGGACUUAUAGAAAUAUUUGGUCUGAAACAAGGAUGGCAUGCAUCAUUUGUCAUGGUUGAAUUGAUUUCUGCAAAGCAUAUAGCCCAGGCAACAACUAUUCGAUUGGAAGUCAGGGGUGGGGAAUGGAAAGAUGCAUAUAUGCAAAUGGAUGGAGAACCCUGGAAACAACCUAUGAGCAAGGAUUUCUCCACAUUUGUGGAAAUAAAAAGGGAACCAUUUCAAUCAAUCAUGAUUAAUGGAGAGUAAUCCUUUCUUCAAAGGUGUGCAUAUUAAAUAUAAUUUUCCACACUUAUUUUUUAUA
Messenger RNA from Cajanus cajan (pigeon pea), 1561 nucleotides. Its product is annotated as diacylglycerol kinase 4-like. The record is from RefSeq and is a predicted model, not a curated record. Lineage: Eukaryota; Viridiplantae; Streptophyta; Magnoliopsida; Fabales; Fabaceae. Gene Ontology annotation, biological process: phospholipase C-activating G protein-coupled receptor signaling pathway. Gene Ontology annotation, cellular component: membrane. Gene Ontology annotation, molecular function: ATP-dependent diacylglycerol kinase activity.